AUGAACGAGGCGACCGCUCUUUGGGCAGGGUUGGCUCUGUGCCUCGGCCUCGUCACCUACCUCAGUCUCAGCCAGCGCCAACGCGAGUUGAUCGCCAGAAGGUUCUCAAUCCGAGGACGACGAGCCUCUGCGGCAAAUACACCCCCGCGAUCCUUGUCGCCCGAAAAGAAGGUCCCUACCAAUGCGGCACCCAGAUCCAACGAGUAUGCCAGUAUUUUCCCGCCAUCCCCACGCGACACUCUCGAGCAGAUCGCGCCUACAUUGACACCCUCCCAACGCGAACAACUUGGUGAUCUUGACUUUGAUGACAAGACUUUCCAGCAUAACAUUAUAGGCUGGGAAGAAGAUUUCCGAACCUGUGAUGAGUCAAAGUACAUCGCCAGCGGCUUCUCUGUCAAGGAAGUCAGAGCCCUCGGCGACUUCCCUGACUAUUCGCUACUAAGUGGUGUACCUAAACCAGAACCGUACACGGAGUUUGAUAUCAACAAGGCCAUUCCGCGACCUUAUCGUCCCUUCAGAUGGGGCUAUCAUCAGACCAUGUCCUUGACCAAGUUGGAGCCAGACUGGUGGAUCGAGCUGGAAAACACAUACAAAGACCGUAUCGCUCAGCGUAAGGCACUCUAUGCGAAGCAUGGCGAGUCGGUGCUUGCGUGGCUGCCUGGCUCCGAGCUCGCCUGCAAAGAGCUCAUGGAGAUGGUCUUGCAAUAUGUGACCCUUCGUUAUCCUCACUAUUUCACCCUCGAUCAGGACAAGAAGAUCUUCGAGAACAAGAUUCUUGGCACAAUGCAAGAUGUCAGCAAGAAGCAUCCGAUAUUGGUCCUUCUGGACAACAUUCCCGAGGAUUUUGGCAUAAUGCUUCGUAAUCCGGAUACAGGGUAUUAUCACCUCCGAGCGGGCAUUAUUUGUUCGGCCUUGGGUUGGAACGUCGGCACAAAGCUUGGGCUCCAGCUGCAUCAAAUACAUGCGCCAAUUCCGGAUUACAAGGAGAAGAUGCAAUUCAGCAUGGACAGAUUCUUCACCAAGAUGCCUGCAAACAAGCCGAUCCAGCGUGGCUCGUGGGGCCUUGAAGUCGACCAGCCACUGUACAUGCCUCCAGGAGACCCACACGAGAAGUACCGUGACUUUCAGUCUCCAGACCUGACCGUCGACCGCUGCCAUCUGCGCGUAGAUUGGCAAACACUCCGCCGCCUACCCCUAUCGGCAAGCAUCGUGUUCAAUUUCAAGGCCGUCUUCACCCCGGUGAAAGAUUUCCGAGAUGAGCCUUACGUGCCUAGCCUCAUUCUCAAGGUCCUGCGGGAAGGCAAAGAAAACCUCAUGAAGUACAAAAAUACGUGGCACACCGAACAUGUGGUAAUUCCAGCGCUUGACGCCUAUGAGAAAGAGCAGAUAGAGCAAGGCAUCAUUGAAAAGGGCUGGGAGCCCAAGACACUGGAAGAGUCGCCGUGGUACCCGGGGUGGCAGGAAAAGUGGCGUGCCCGACAGGGUUUCUAA
Molecule: messenger RNA, 1491 nt
Organism: Cyphellophora europaea CBS 101466
Lineage: Eukaryota; Fungi; Ascomycota; Eurotiomycetes; Chaetothyriales; Cyphellophoraceae
Exons: 3
Coding region: 1-1491 (496 amino acids)
Source: RefSeq, a predicted model, not a curated record